Musa acuminata subsp. malaccensis (wild Malaysian banana) is the source of this 1366-nucleotide messenger RNA. The record is from RefSeq and is a predicted model, not a curated record. NCBI's taxonomy places the organism in Eukaryota, Viridiplantae, Streptophyta, Magnoliopsida, Zingiberales, Musaceae.
CAGGUGCACUUUGACGGAUACGGUGGGCCCCACAGGGUCUCUUGUCCUCCAGUGCACGCCCAACGAAAACUACGACGAUUUGAGGAGAGCAAGAAAGGAGGGCGAUGGAUCGGAGCUAAAUAUUUGGUAAUAGAGAGAGAAUUGGGGGCGGAGGCGACUCUGAAUCCAAGAAGAAAACACGUAUUUGAUUGGAUUCGGGAGGCGUUGAGUCUGCUGAGGUUCUAUUCAUCAUUGGAGAUUUCUUUCUGAGAAGCGAAGAUAAAGAGACGUUUCCAUGCCGGCACAUGCGAGCCAGAAGGUGCUGAGACGACGCGGGAGCAGCAGCAGCAGCAGCUGGUGAUCGCGACCCUUGUUUGCGCUCUUCGCCCUUCCCGUGUGUCCCUCUCGUCCUCUUUUUAUAUCUCCGCCUCCCUCGCCCUCUCAUAGCACACGCAGAUCGAGCAGAGGAGUCGUUGUUGGGAGAGGAGGAGAUCGAAGGGUAAAAGGGCCGAUGGAAGACGACAACUGUUCUCCUUCGUUCACGUCGCAAGCGGAUGAGGUUCCCGGGCGGAAGGGCGCGAAUCCCUCGUCAUCGUCCCCCGGCUAUUUCAGCACCGUCAUCCCUCCUGCUUCCGCGGUGAUUGCAAAGGAUCUAUCACAUUCUGACUUUUGCUGGACCUUGAACAAGCAGAGAAACGAAGGUGGCAGUGCGGGCGCUCAGAGAGCAACGUCAGAUUGCAAAUCGCAAGGCUGUCCAACUAAAAGACAAGUCACCAAGAACAAAGAUGAGAAAUCAGUCCAUCCCAAUGAAUCUGUAGAGUCACCAUGUUUCGGAUCAUCUGUGCAUUAUGGUGGUAGAGACUUCUACAUGAGCUCUUUGUCCAUGCAGACCACUGAAACUUCAGAAAGUUAUAAAACUGAUGAUGGAGUUGACUGGGGCAAUAGGCAUGCUGCUGACAGAGGUGACUGGUGGCAAGGUUCACUUUACUAUUGAAGAGGCAAGAUCAGUUUGCUCUCUGUUUGUAUAGAGAAGUUCCUUUGUGAUGCUGGUAUGUGUCCGGGAAGCUACAAAACUUGUUGAUUGUCCCAGUAGUCAUGCAUAAUGUGGUGAGACGGUAUGCUUUCAGCCCAUGAAGUUGAUUUUUCUUUUAUAAUCUGUAGGCUGGAGAUUAGUAGACUAUUAACGUACAAGUGAAAGAGCAGACUUGUCUAGUUAUUUGGCUGUGCUAAAUGUGGACUUGUGUGGUUUAUCUAUUUUGUGUUCUGAGAUUGAUGUAGUUAGUAUACAGUAGUAUCAGGCCCUCACCUCCAACUUUAUUGCACCGAGGAUGCAGGGUUGCUCUGUAAUAUUAUCGUAUUAUGAAAUAAAUAUAAACGUUUUUGUUUA